GGUAUGAAGCGAAAACCAAGCCUGCGAAUGGUUAUGGUGGCGCUAGCCGUCUCUCUUAGCGGCUCAUUCCACUUCGGGUACCAACUAGUUAUCACAAAUCCGUCGCAGGCUGCGUUUAUUCAGUUUCUAAAUACCACGCUUGGGAAAACGCUGACUGACAAUUCCGCUACAGCAUUAGACAAUGUCUGGAGUUUCGUUGUCGCUAUUAUAUUUCUGGGAGCUUUGGCUGGAUCGUUUUCCAUCCGUUUGGUAGCUGAUAAAGUUGGGAGGAAAGCCGGACUCUAUGUUCCCAUUUUCGUUGCUUUGCUUUCUGCGUCAAUGUCUGCCAUCUCAAAAUUCGUAAGUUUACAGCUGAGACGUUAG
Messenger RNA from Cylicostephanus goldi, 363 nucleotides. NCBI's taxonomy places the organism in Eukaryota, Metazoa, Nematoda, Chromadorea, Rhabditida, Strongylidae. The record is from the annotation of a GenBank genome assembly.